CCGAUGGGUCCCAUCCCGCCCUUGCGAUGACAAACUGAGGAGACCUGUGUCAACAAUGGAGUCACCCCGCGCCAAUAUCUAACGGGCAUUCGACCACGGCGAGAAGAGUGGAUAUGUCCAAGGGCGCAUUAGGCGAGUAAGGCUACUAGUUCGAACCCGGGAGUCUCCAUGCUUCCUUAUGGCGACAUGAUUCCACUUUCUUCAUCGAUCGACUUGGCGAUAACACCAUCUCCUCUGUGAAGGUUCAUAUAAAUAGGUUGAUAGAACAGAGUUUCAGAACUCCAAUCAAAGUCCUGACUUUCACCAAGUUGUGCAUUUCAGUCCAACAAGUAAUCAACAUUAUUACGAUGUCUUCCCCAACCGGGAACCCCGUCCUUGACGGCCCCAAAAAGCUCGCCGCGGCCUUCCCUAACAAGGAGCUGUCGAUGGCUUCUCUUUCGGUUCACGCCGACGACUACAUCAACAACCACCAGGCCGUUGCGCCUCCCAUGCACGUGUCCACCACCUUUCGCUAUGCCGAGAACCCAGACGACUUGAAACCAUGGGAGAACCUCAACCCCAAUGCCCCCUAUGACUCCCACAUCUACUCCCGCGACUCGGCCCCCAACUCCACGCGUCUCGAGGCCAUCCUAACCUCCCUCCUGGGUGCCCCCGCCCUCACCUACGCCUCUGGCCUCUCUGCCUUCCACGCCAUGAUCGUCUUCCUGAACCCCAAGCGCGUCGCCAUCGGGGGCGGCUACCACGGCUGCCACGGCAUUCUUAAACUCAUGAAGAAGCUGAACGGACUGGAAAAGCUCGAACUCGAGUCCGACGCCGACCUCGCCAAACUCCAACCGGGCGACGUUAUCCACGUCGAGACGCCCCUCAAUCCCACUGGCGAAGCCCGCGACCUAGCUUAUUACCGGCGCAAAGCCGACGAGCUGGGUUGCUACUUGACCGUGGACGCCACCUUCGCUCCCCCGCCCCUGCAGGACCCGUUCCAGUUGGGCGUGGACAUUGUCAUGCACAGCGGCACCAAGUACUUUGGCGGACACAGCGACAUGUUGUGUGGCGUGCUGGCGUUCCGGCCGGACAAGGCUCAGGAAUGGCUACCGGCGCUGUUGGAGGAGAGGCUGUACUUGGGCGCAGUACUGGGGAGCUUGGAGGGCUGGCUGGGGGUGCGCAGCCUACGGACAUUUGAGCUGCGGAUCAAGAGGCAGGCGGAGAGCGCGCAGAAGCUGGUGGAUUGGUUGGUGGAGGAGAAGGCGAAGGAGGGCAGCCUGGUGAGCGAGUUUGUGACGAGGAUCCAGCAUGCUUCACAGCAGCCCGAGGCUAAGGAGGAGGGCAGCUGGCUGCGGAAGCAGAUGCCUGGUGGAUUCGGACCGGUGUUUUCCAUAUACCUCAAGUCGGAGCAGCAGGCUAAGAGGUUGCCUAGCAAGCUGCACUUGUUCCACCAUGCUACUAGCUUGGGCGGCGUUGAGAGCUUGAUCGAGUGGCGUGCCAUGAGCGACUUGGAUAUUGACAAGAGGCUGUUGCGUAUAAGCGUUGGCGUCGAGAGCUGGGAUGACCUUAGGGACGAUCUUAUUCAGGGCCUUGAGGCGUUGAAGAAGGAUCCAAAGGCGCAGUAAGUACCAAGAUACCACGAGUGAUGAUCUAAAAUAUACAUGCGAGAAGGUGCAAGAUGUAAUAAUUACUUGAUUCAUUAAGUUGUAGUUUUGUCCAUCAUGUCUGUAUAUACUGUGUCAUAAGAGCAAUAUCCUCAUUACCCAAAAACGCCCAAAAGCCAGA
This is a messenger RNA of Neurospora crassa OR74A, 1767 nucleotides long. Its product is annotated as cystathionine beta-lyase. Gene Ontology annotation, cellular component: cytoplasm. Gene Ontology annotation, molecular function: carbon-sulfur lyase activity; pyridoxal phosphate binding. Gene Ontology annotation, biological process: transsulfuration. NCBI's taxonomy places the organism in Eukaryota, Fungi, Ascomycota, Sordariomycetes, Sordariales, Sordariaceae. The transcript is spliced from 2 exons. The coding region runs from base 348 to 1607 and encodes 419 amino acids. The record is from RefSeq and is a predicted model, not a curated record.